AUGAAUAGAUCUCGCAGAAAAGAAUUAUUAUAGCUGGUAUAUAAGAAACGUAGUUUUCUAUCUCCUUCUAUUGGUAAAUCAAUACCCAACAAACCUUUUAGAAGAUAAAGUUGUAGAUGCUCUGAAUGUGGAGGUGUAGGACCUUUUCAAGAAAGAUAAAAUGCUUAACAUCCUCAAACAUAUAUAAGAGCUCAUCAUUGUAAGAAAAGAAAACGAAAAAUGUAAAGGAGAAAAGGGACUUAUCUUACUUCUACAAGUUUAAAUGUUGGAUAAUCAGAAAAUAAUACAAUAAUUAUUUAGAAUGCACCUAAGUUAAGAAAGGCUAAAACAAUUUCUAUAACAAAAGAAUUACAGCAAACAAUUAGAAAAGGCAAGAGACUUUUAACAAAAGACGAUCAGCAAAUAAAAUAUGAAUUUUUCUAUAACAAUGAACUUAAGUUAUCGAAAGGCUUUUUAGAAAGUUCAUUAAAUUCUUAAACUUAUGAAGCUGCCUUAAUAUCAUUUGUCAAUUUCACAAAAUCUCCUAGCUUUGUGCUUAAUAGUUAUAACAAUAUUAUUAAUGAAUCCAAAACAAGUUCAGAUGAAGAAUAAAAUUAAAAACAUUUACAAGAUAAAUAAUUAUAAAUCACAACUCCUAAAAUAAAAAUAAAAAAUAAUUCUAUGCAUAGUCGAAAACUUACUGAAGGAAUGAUGCAUUCUAAUGUAAAUAAGACAGUCUAGUAAUUUGUUUAAUCUUGUACUACAAUUAGAGUUAUGAAUUCUCCAAAGCCUUCAAAACAUAUCAAAUUACCAUCUAUUAAUUCUAAACGAGAAUAAAAUAAAUUCUCAGUUUAUUUAUUGAAUUCUCCUCGAAGAGCAGUAAUGGAAUUAAAAAGUCAAAUUACUUCUUAAAAAAAAAUCAAAGUCUUUAAAAAAUGA
Molecule: messenger RNA, 918 nt
Organism: Paramecium primaurelia
Lineage: Eukaryota; Ciliophora; Oligohymenophorea; Peniculida; Parameciidae
Source: the annotation of a GenBank genome assembly